Molecule: messenger RNA, 1356 nt
Organism: Sesamum indicum (sesame)
Lineage: Eukaryota; Viridiplantae; Streptophyta; Magnoliopsida; Lamiales; Pedaliaceae
Source: RefSeq, a predicted model, not a curated record
GUUUAGCAAAGAAAAGUAGGGGACCAAAAUAGAAUAUAUGGAAUUUUGAGAGGCCAAAAAAGUAUUGUCUCUGUUUGGAUUUCGUUGUAGUUGCAACGUUUACUGCAGUACACUAACCGAUUCUCAAUGGAAGCGGGAACUCUCCUCCGUUCAGCUGUUCCGUUAAGCCCAACCCGGCGACGUUUUGUUUCCCGCCCGAACUCAGUUAGGGCUUCUCUCAGUCCGCGGGGAGGGUAUCAAGGGCCGAGACCAAAGAGGGAAUGGGUGGCGGAUUGGGUAUCGAAAAACGACGACUUUGUCCGGAGCUUGCCCAUAUACGUCGGUGGCGCUUCUCUCUUUGCAGUGCUCUUUAACCGAACAGUUUCAGGAAUUGCCCCUGUUGCUGAUGCCAGUAGUUCACAGUCUAGAGCGGAUCUACUGACACUUGGUUUGGCUGUGACGAAUAUUUUGAAUGGUCUUGUGUGGCUCUCAAUUCGGCCAAAAUCUAUUUCUGUGGUAAAUCCCAAUGGGGUAGAAUGCCAAAGAAUAUAUCAUGACCUUCCUGAUCCUGUCAUUUCUGAGUUAAUCUGGGCAUGGGAGUCUCUAUCAGAUGUUACAUGCUGCAGGUCUCUUGUUGUCAUUUAUGAUGGCAUCUGUAUUUUGCAAAUAGGGUUUGCUGAUAUAUCCAACUCAAAUGGAAGUGAACCCAUGGUUGUAGAUACUGACAAAUUGAUGAAAGGAUCUCUGUAUAAUGGUGUUCUGAAGUCUGGAUCACAAAGUUACUUGGCCAACUUGGCACUGUAUCCUGGGAAAUCCGAGCUUCCAUUUCUUCCUUCAAAUACACAGUUAUCUUGCAACCCCUUGGGGAUAAAGGAAUUGCAAUUGUUGGUGGUGACACGAUUAGGGGAUUCACUUCUUCUGACCAGGUAUGGAUCACAUUAAUUGGGGAGAAAUUAGAUGCUACACUUGCAAAAGUUGUUUACAGAAUGCCAUUGACAGUGCAAGAAGGAAUUUGAAUGAUCAGUUACAAUCACACUUAUCAGUUUAUGAUACCUGAAGAUCACAUUCGAAGAAUUCUUGUAAAGCAAUUUGACUGGAUGCAACGAGUCUGUCAUCUCAUGUCUCUGCAUCCCGCAAAUACAAGGCUCCAAUUGACCAGUUAGCACCAACGGGUCGAGACCAGCAAAUGUGGUGUUCGAAGAGCAAGAUUAAUGGAAGUUAAAGCUAUAUUUUCCAAUGUUGAAUAGAAAUUACAGGGCAAGUUAUAUUGUGGUAGAUGCUAUUAGUUACACCUCAAACACAUAAGGUACAUAAUUCGUCUUUCGGGAGUUUUGUUCCGUAACUUCUGUUGGAGUUAUUGCAUUCUCUCUCUCUCUC